This is a messenger RNA of Oncorhynchus tshawytscha (Chinook salmon), 2207 nucleotides long. Its product is annotated as transmembrane protein 178B-like. The transcript is spliced from 4 exons. Gene Ontology annotation, cellular component: membrane. NCBI's taxonomy places the organism in Eukaryota, Metazoa, Chordata, Actinopteri, Salmoniformes, Salmonidae. The record is from RefSeq and is a predicted model, not a curated record. Bases 405 to 1316 code for a protein of 303 amino acids.
CUGCUGGCAUCGACUAGUGGACUCGCUAAUAAAUCCCUCGAGCAAUAUUGGACAGACCCACAGCAAGAGAGAAAUUAACCAAAAUACAGGCCCGUCCUGAUAUAAAUCACCGAAUGCUUCAUUUUUAUUUUUUAUUUUUUUAAAUAUAACGUAAUGUUUACUGGUAUUUGGUCGUGCUGGGACAAUUAAUGAUAGUAUUUGUGAUCUGUUGUCAAUAAUGGCCUAGGAUUAUAUCGUUAUACGGUCAUCACAGUAUUAUUAUCUUGAUGCUGCGGCAGAGAGCGACGACAUCCCCCCUCACGAACCAUUGAUUGCUGUCCAGGGGAAGGAAUUAUCCAGGCAGCUGAAACCCUCCGGGCGUAGAACAGGAGGCAUCUCUUCUAAACCGCACGCCGUGGAACAUCAUGUCUGCUAUGAGGACAUUGACGGUGGCGGGACUGUUUUUGUCUUUUUGCGCCUUGGGGCUCAUAGCAGUCGCAAUAUGUACUGACAAUUGGUACGAGACGGAUGCGAGGAGGCACAAGGAACGUUGUAAGAAUUAUUCCAACAAAAGAAACGACCCUGGAUUCAUCUAUAUCUCCAACCAGAAUCUCCCACUACGUAUGUUACCGAAGGAGAAUAACGUGGAGAGGAAGGGGUCGAGUGGGGGAGUCCUCCUGCGGGCUAAGCGGCACUUUUUGCCCCCUGCCCCGGCCAUGGAGUCUCUCUGCAGUCGGCAGUACAACUCCACCAUCUCCGGGCUGUGGAGGAAAUGCCAUCGAGAGGGAUUCGACCUGGAGACAGAGGAUCUUAUCUUUAAAGGUUUGGUUCCACGCUGCACACCAAUAAAAUACUACUACUCUUCUUUAGCCCUCCCCAGACAUCUGAGCAUCAAUAUAACCAAGACUAUUGGUCAGGAUGAGUGGCAUGCACUCCACCUGCAGAGAAUGACAGCCAGCUUCAUCGGCAUGGCGGUGUCCAUCAUCCUGUUCGGCUGGGUGAUUGGAGCUCUGGGCUGCUGUCAGCAGCAUGACCUGAUGCAGUAUGUAGCUGGACUCCUGUUUCUCAUGGGAGGAACGUGCUGUAUCAUCUCUCUGUGUACAUGUGUAUCAGGGAUCAACUUCCAACUGUCCCGUUAUCCUCGCUACAUGUAUGGGAUACCAGAGGACAUCAGUCACGGAUACGGUUGGUCCAUGUUCUGCGCAUGGGGGGGCCUAGGUCUCACCCUAUUGGCUGGCUUCCUGUGCACCCUGGCUCCUUCCCUAUACCCCCCCGUCCCUCACACUAUGGUAGAGAGGCCGCAACGCAAGCCCCGACAUGAGAACGGCUGUGUGUGACCCCAUAGAAAUCAACUACUAUUUGAGUUGAAUACCGGGGUUUGUGUGUGACAUUCAGUGUCUGCCAGAAUCUUGUUUCUUCUAUGAAAAAGAGAUGCUUUUCUGUUCUGACUGGACAGGAGACGUUACCCAGGGACUAAGAACUAAGAUCUGUCAGUGCUGUGUGUCUGACUGCACAAAGAAAGAAACAGACAGAAAGACAUUGGCUCUGGUUCUCCAGCUGGAGGGGGUCGGAUGGUGACUGUUUACUGUGGAGGAAUUCAGUUCUUCUUGUCUUCGGUCCUCCUCUUCCUCCUUCUUCCUCCAAAAUGUCAACAGUUACAGAAUGAUCUUUUUUGUCCCAAUAAUGAAUUGUUCGGUGUUAUUGCUUGCUAUUAAAAGAGGAGAGAAGUCCUAAAAUAUCUUCCUGUACCUUUGACCUUUUGAUGCUGGUUCUAAAAAAAUAAAUAAAAGAACACAGAAGAACAAUAAUAGCCAAACUUUAAGGGAUGAUUUCUAACUUCUACUUAAGUCUCUCUUUCACUGACUCUCCCAUUGAUGUCAAUGCAUGGCCAAGUGAAAAUUUGCCAUGAGGCCCAAGUUAAGAUAUACCCCAAGCUAAGUUGUAAUACAUUAAAAUAAUAAGGAUGUGUAUUCUCACAUUUUCAAAGGGCAAUCGUGUAGUAGUUUUACUGUUUGUACCCAUUGAAAACAAAAUAAAUGUAAAUGUCGAUUUAGAAAAUGUAUGUAUGUAUGUAUGCAGGUUUGCUUUUGUGUGUAUUAAAAAAACAACAUGAGAAUUAACAUACAAGAUUGUAUUUGAUGGGAAAUGUUUUUAUGUUCUUGAAGAUUACUGAUCAUGAUAGUACCACCAAGAUAUUUUAGAAAAAUAAAAUGAUGAUACAAACCGUU